AUGGCGGACAUUGAAAUUGAAUCGGAGCAAUCGGAGCUCGAAUUGAGUGAAUUAGGGCCAAUAGAUCUUGUCAAUAAACUUCUUGGGUUUGCUAAACUUGACAAGACUGAUGUUCAGCCCACCAUCCAGAGUCUUUACUUCUCAUCAGAACUAGACAAUGAUAAAUACAGGUUUCUUGAACUCGAUGAUGAUAUGGUUGGGCAGCUGAAGACUGGAGAGAGGUUAUUGAUUAAGGGUGAAAAACAUGAAAGUGCUGUGCUGUGCACAAAGAGUAAAACAUAUGACGUGAAGGAGGCAGACACAUCAAAUUCUUUAUUACUUUUACCAUCCUGUAGUUAUGGAGACGGAAAAGAUGAAGGUGAACAAAAUAUAGUUGAACAAGAGGUUACGUCUGUACUUCGGAAAUAUCUCGAAUUGAAGCCAUGCAAACCUCGGCUAAAAAAGCUACGAGAUUUGUUGGAACAAAAUCCAUACCUCGGCAGAUUAGAAGAAAGUGAAAAUGAAAUGGAAAAGUACACUUAUGAUGACAUCUUAGAUCUGAUUCAAGCAAGCGAGGAAGAGAUCCAGAGUGGCCUGAAACAAGCUCAGGCAUGUAUAAUAGAUGGAUAUGUCCGAAUUUUAGACCAUGAGUUCCUUAGUAAAGUGAUCACAAGCAUAGAGGAUUUGAUCAGUGAAAAUUCUUGGAGCCUAGAUUAUGUGCCGUUGCAGGAAUGCUGCAAUACACUGGAAACACUUUAUCACAGAGAUGUAAUAACAAGUGUGUUGAAGACUUAUGGUGAACCACUGGAAACAACUGAGGUAGACACUGGUACUGGUGGUGUCUACAGAAUCAGUGAAGAAAUGAUUUCCAGACAUUACGCUACAUUACUACUAAAGAACACAGGAAAAUUUAAUCUAAAGGAAUUUAUAUCCACUUGGCAAGCAAGUGUACCAGAAGGAAUGAAGACAGAUCUCUCCAUGUUGAAAGGUUUGGCACUGAUAGACAGAAGUAGCAAACCUGAAGUUGUUUGGUACUUUCCCUCAACAGAUGUCCCUGAAGAAAUUAAUGAAAGGUUCAAUUUCCUCUUCAAAACAAAAGAAAAGUGGGCCCUUGAUGAAAUCACCCCCUAUAUUCUGGAUUUGACGACUGAGAGGUUGAGCGUGAAUGGCCUACUCACAAAGUUCUGCCGGGCAUCGACACAAGGGGGUGUGAAAGUUUACAACUCGCGGAGGCCUAUUUCAUGAUAGUCACACUAAUGAGGAGUGUGUGUCACAUGGUGCUUGAUGUUGUUAGUUUUACUAAUAUUGCUAUGCCUUGAGCGGGCGUGAAUGACCAAGUUGAGGUUUGCAAUUUGUUUUCAUUCAUUUAUGACUUAUUGUUCAUUUGUUAACCACUAUUUGUGACCCGCCAUGGCAAAAUGAGUCGCACGUUGCUCAGAGCUUGACAGGUUGUUCAUUUCACUAUUGUCUGCCGUUUGUGAAAUCUGAGUAUAUCAAUUUCUUCUAUUAUGUCCUGGUGUCAUUUUAGGCUCAUCUUCUGUGUGACAUGCGACUCAUUUUGCCGAGGUGGGUCACAUUUACCAGUGGCUUAAGGGGAGACUAUUGGCAGGGGCCAGGUUAACACUUGCCGUGCCCAAAGACAAUAAUUCUCGUAACCAGGUACCCCCGAUAUCAAAUAUGGAUAUCUAAUCAAAUGUAUACUUGCCAACAAUAACAACAAAAAUGCCUCCCACAAUGCCUGCAGAUGCACUUCGAAAACGAACACCAACUCCAUCUGAUGGAGAAGAAAUAAACCAGUUUAGAAAUCGUUGUUACUGGGUCUGCAGGGUUGGAAAAAUUGUGCGAUUUCAUGGAUAAAAACCGGUUUUGAAUUAUUAACACUACAAAAAAGCCAGUAAGAUCGUCAUGCUCCUGCCUAUAUUCCCCCUUAGAAUUGACUGCAUGCAAUAUUCUUUAGUAUUGUUGACAGACACAAUUUUGCAGUCACACAGAAUCAUCAGUUAGUAAAUAGAUCCAUCACCCAAUCAAUCUUCGAUGAGUGUUGUCAGUAAGGUUGGCAUAACGGAGUGACUGAGUGACCCAUCUCUCUAUUGACUGACCCAAUUCUGUAUCUUCAUGCGUGUGUGUUCAAACCAGACAUAUUGAAACGAAACUGUUCUUUGUUACAAAUGUUUGUAAGAGAAUAAAGACAAGCUUUUCUUAUUUGCA
Messenger RNA from Lineus longissimus, 2187 nucleotides. RefSeq names its product sister chromatid cohesion protein DCC1-like. Gene Ontology annotation, biological process: mitotic sister chromatid cohesion; maintenance of mitotic sister chromatid cohesion. The transcript has 12 exons. The record is from RefSeq and is a predicted model, not a curated record. Gene Ontology annotation, cellular component: chromosome, centromeric region; chromatin; Ctf18 RFC-like complex. Bases 1 to 1224 code for a protein of 407 amino acids. Lineage: Eukaryota; Metazoa; Nemertea; Pilidiophora; Heteronemertea; Lineidae.